UCUCUUCUAGAAAUUUGUUUCAUUUGGUGGUUAGCAGUCAGUUUAAAGAAAGUGAGUUACUGAAUCAAUGGUCCUAGAUUUUUCAGUAUUUAGAGAAGGAAUUGUUGUGUGUAUGUGUUUCUUUUUUGGGUUUGGUAUAUUGUUGAUUUCUCAUGAGGUUAAAAUGAGAAAGAUCAGCUUUAGUCACCUUUUGGUUUCUCUGUUGCUUUUGAUUCUGCAUUAUUCCUCUGAAGCAACAUCCGCUUCUAAUGAAGGGUUUUUAAGGAUUGGAUUGAAAAAGAUUAGAUCUGAUCAAAACAGUCGGUUCAAAGCUUUGCUUGAAUCAAAGAAAGGAGAGUUUUUAGGACCUUCUGUUGGAAAACAUAAUCAAUGGGGUAAUAAUCUUGGAGAAUCUAAAAAUGCUGAUAAUGUACCAUUAAAGAACUAUUUGGAUGCUCAAUACUAUGGAGAGAUUGGCAUUGGCACUCCACCUCAAAAGUUCACUGUAAUUUUUGAUACUGGAAGCUCUAAUUUGUGGGUGCCAUCUUCCAAAUGUGUUUUUUCGCUUGCUUGCUUUUUCCAUGCUAGGUAUCAAUCAGGGCGGUCAAGCACAUACAAAAAAAAUGGAACAUCUGCUGCUAUUCAGUAUGGAUCAGGAGCUAUUGCUGGCUUCUUUAGUUCUGACAACGUUCGAGUUGGUGAUGUUGUCGUUCGUAAUCAGGAUCUCAUUGAGGCAACUAGCAUGUCUAGUAUGACAUUCAUGGCCGCCAAAUUUGAUGGUAUAUUGGGACUUGGAUUUCAAGAGAUCUCGACUGGUGGCGCUGUUCCAGUCUGGUAUAACAUGGUUAAACAAAAACUAGUCAAAGAGCAAGUUUUCUCAUUUUGGCUGAAUCGUAAUGCCAAAGAGGAAGAAGGAGGUGAACUUGUGUUUGGAGGGGUUGAUCCUAAGCACUUCAAAGGCCAACAUACAUAUGUGCCUGUGACUAACAAAGGGUAUUGGCAGUUCGACAUUGGCGAUAUUCUUAUUGGUGGUGAAACAACAAAAUAUUGUGCCAGCGGUUGCUCUGCAAUUGCAGAUUCUGGAACUUCUUUGUUGGCUGGUCCAUCUGAUAUAGUGGUAUUAAUUAAUAGAGCAAUUGGAGCAGCUGCAGUUGCACAUCCAGAAUGCAAGGCAAUUGUUUCACAACAUGGACGGGCUAUUAUGGAUUUGCUUUUAGCCAAGGCACAACCAGAAAAGAUAUGCUCCAUAAUUGGGGUGUGUACCUUUGACCAAACUCGUGAUGUUAGUUUGAAAAUUGAGAACGUGGUGAGUGAUAAAGAUGGUAGAUCGUCUGGUGGGUUCUCAGAAGCUAUGUGCUCAGCUUGUGAGAUGGCAGUUUCGUGGAUUCAAGAUGAGCUGAGGCAGAACAAAACUCAAGAAGAUAUCAUUGAUAAUGUCAAUGAGCUAUGCGACCGUGGGUCGAACCAAGAAGAAACAUUGGUUGACUGUGGACGAAUCUCUCAAAUGCCUUCAGUGUCCUUCACCAUUGGCGAUAGAGUUUUUGAGCUCAGCUCAAAAGAUUAUAUUCUGAAGGUGGGUGAGGGAUCUGCAGCUCAAUGCAUCAGUGGAUUCAUACCUUUGGACAUUCCUCCUCCUCGUGGACCCCUAUGGAUCUUGGGAGACGUUUUCAUGGGACCUUAUCAUACAGUCUUUGAUUUUGGCAAAGCAAGAGUCGGAUUUGCAGAUGCUGCUUGAAGAAUAUGUAUACUCAGGACUUGAAUGAUGACUCUUGUGUGUAUACAUAAGUAAUGAAGUUGUUCAUAAUAAAGAGAGAGAGAAAGAGAGCGCAUGUAAAUGUUGUGGUGUUUUAAAAUAUCAUUUCUAUAGUCUUAGUAAUUUAGUGGAAACUUUCAUUAAAAACUGUUAUCUCAGUUUAUUCUUCUCAUCUUUCUUAUAUCACUAAAAAAAUUACACUUCUUCUA
Molecule: messenger RNA, 1941 nt
Organism: Cucumis melo (muskmelon)
Lineage: Eukaryota; Viridiplantae; Streptophyta; Magnoliopsida; Cucurbitales; Cucurbitaceae
Product: aspartic proteinase-like
Exons: 15
Coding region: 68-1714 (548 amino acids)
Biological process (GO): proteolysis; lipid metabolic process
Molecular function (GO): aspartic-type endopeptidase activity
Source: RefSeq, a predicted model, not a curated record